Molecule: messenger RNA, 2805 nt
Organism: Dreissena polymorpha
Lineage: Eukaryota; Metazoa; Mollusca; Bivalvia; Myida; Dreissenidae
Product: RNA exonuclease 4-like
Exons: 8
Coding region: 190-1833 (547 amino acids)
Biological process (GO): rRNA processing
Cellular component (GO): nucleus
Molecular function (GO): nucleic acid binding; 3'-5' exonuclease activity
Source: RefSeq, a predicted model, not a curated record
UAUUUAUGUGUGUCAUUUGUUUAGACGUCUUUUCAAAUUUCUUUGCGAAUAUUACUUAUUUUAUUUUUUUCAAACAUGGCAGCGCCCAUGCACUCAUGUCUGUUAUGAUUAAUUAAAUAGACAGUUUACUGCUUAAAAUAGUUAUCCAUAAUUAUUCCUAGGUUUCUAUAGCUCCCACCUGGAGAAAUAAUGAACAUGAGCAAGAAAAUUACACAGCACAAAAAGAAGUUUGAUGGAGAUACUAAAGCUCCUAUUCAGGGUUUAUCAGCAAAAGGUCAUGUUGUUAAACAAAAGAAAAAAACGAAAAAGUCAAAACCAAGCACAAGUAUUAUUACGAGUAUCAAAGCUCUGAAAAGUAAUACAAUUUCUGAAGAUAUAUGUAAGGUAUUGAGGCCAGAGCUUAUAGGAUUUACUAAAGGUGCAAUAAGUGGGCUUAAUACGGUCAAAUAUAAUACGAGUGAAACAAGUAACAAGAACCAACAAACUGUAAAUCAUGAUACAAACGUUACCAGUAAGUUGGAAAAGAAAAGAAAAAAGAAAGUUAAAAGGAAAAUAAACAAUGGACAUAGUUCUUUUAAAACAGGGUCUGGGAAUCUUACUGAAAGCACAAUUCAGAAAAUUCAAACAAGCAAUUUUGACAAUAUGAAUGGCAAUACAUGUAAAUCAACAGCUUCUGGACAUUCUAUACCAGAUAGUAACAAGCUCAGUGAAGACCAUCGUAAUUCAAAAAAACUGAAAAAUUUAAAGUGGAAGAAAAAACAGAGCAAUAAAAAGAGGAAAAGGCUUGAGGCAAGGAAGACACAUUCUGUAGAAACUGACAUGUCUAAAUCAGGCGACAGAGCAGUAGCAUUAGUGGAUAAAAAGGAAGCUCCAGUGUCGUUAGUGGAUAAAAAAGGAGCUCCAGUGUCGUUAGUGGAUAAAAAAGGGGCUCCAGUCAUUGAAUUUAAGAAGAAAAACUCAAUUGAAGCUGCAACAGCAAACUGGAAAAAGCUUCAAGAAACAUUGAGAGAGAGCUCUGGUUCACUGGCUGGUAAGAAGAGGAAGAUUCCUGACCAUGCCCUAAGGAACCCAAAGUACAGAAAAAAGGAACCAAAAGAAGUUGCUGCAGAAAAGAAAGAUCAAGCAGAAAAGGAACCAGAGAUCUGGUUUGAUGAUGUUGAUGAGAUCCUUCUGGACCGGAAAGCAGCUUUUCCCGUACCAACAAUUACAGCACCUGUUCAUGACGAGAACCUACCAUCAUCUAAACAACCAACGCCAAAGAACCCUCUUGUUAAAGCAGAAGCCUACAAAGGGCUCACUAAGGCUGUGGGGAUGGACUGUGAGAUGGUGGGGGUAGGGGACGGCACGGACAGCAUGCUAGCCCGCGUCUCCAUCGUGAACCAGUAUGGGGAACCAGUGUAUGAUGCGUACGUCAGGCCCAAGGAGAAAGUCGUGGAUUACCGGACACACGUCAGUGGCAUCCGGCCACAGGAUCUGAAAAAUGGCGAACCGUUUGAAGAGGUUCAGAAGGAUGUGUCAGAAAUACUGAAAGGCAGACUGCUGGUCGGACAUGCAAUCAUGAAUGACUUAAGGGUUCUAUAUCUGAGUCAUCCUAAGAAGAAGAUAAGAGACACAUCGCGCUUCAAGAAGUUCCGUCAACUGACUGGCGGCAAAACUCCCUCGCUGAAGAAACUCUCUGAAAAAGUGUUGGCUGUGAAGGUCCAGGAAGGGGAACAUAACUCUAUCCAGGAUGCCCAAGCUGCCAUGCGGCUGUACACGAUGUACAGGAAGGAGUGGGAGGCAGAGGUGAAGGGCAAGAGAAGACGAGGAAAACUCACAAAACAGGCCACAUGAAAAGAACAGACAUAGAAAACUCACAAAACAGGCAACAUGUACAGAGCAGAUGUGGAAAACACAUGAAUAGCCACAUUAACAUUACUGAGGCUAAUUGUGGCAGAAAAAUAAACAUUUCUUAAGCCAAUAAAUACGAUUGGCCUAUUCCAAUUGUUUAAAUACAAUAAUAUGUAUGUAUGGAUGUUAAUGGUAAGUUAAGUGUCACACGAUCAAAGAUGUAGGUGUAUAAGGGUUCGCUUAUGUCUUUUAGUGUAUUGGUUUAUUGAACAGUUUCUGCUCUUUAAAUUGAACAGUUUUCAUCCAAUCUUUACCAAGCAAUACGUAAUGUGUGUGAUCAUAAUAUCUCAAUCAAGAGCUAUAAUCAGCCAAAUUAGAUCUUAUUGUGUUAUGGGCCUUGAAUAUUUAUUUUUAAAAACACUUAGAACAGAUUCAUAUGCAAUUUUCGAUAAUCAGCCAUAUCCACUAUCCAUCAGUAAUUGCUGAUUUAUAGUUGUAGACAAAUAUCUGACUAGCAUUUUAUGCAAUUGCUGAUUUAUAGGUGUUGAAAAAUAUCUGAUUAGCAUUUUAUGCAAUUUUUACUCUGAACACGUUUUAUUCCAUCUUAAAAACUUGGAGAAAAUGUUUGCUGUCAGUCUUUUUCCAGCCAAAUGCUUUCAUGAACUGCAUAGUUUUGACGCAUAGAUUACCUUAAAUUGGCCUUGUUUUUACAAAUUACACUGUUUAAGUCCCAACAUCAUAUCUUCACUGAACUGUGUAUUUUAAAGAUUUCUUUUAACUUGGAGUGUGCAUGCCUGUUCUACAUGGCACCUCUUGCUAUUAUUUGCCUGGAUGAGACACAUGAUGGGUAUUAUAUUGAAAAAUAUUUAUUAUUUAACUAUUUUUUAAACCAUCGCAUGGGGACAGACUCGCUAAUGCUUUGACUUCUGAUGUGAGUGUUCUAUAAAUGUACUCAAAUACAAAUGGUGAUGUAUG